This is a messenger RNA of Paralichthys olivaceus (Japanese flounder), 8230 nucleotides long. It is a transcript of the gene xrn1, whose product is annotated as 5'-3' exoribonuclease 1. The record is from RefSeq and is a predicted model, not a curated record. Gene Ontology annotation, biological process: nuclear-transcribed mRNA catabolic process. Gene Ontology annotation, molecular function: 5'-3' exonuclease activity; nucleic acid binding. NCBI's taxonomy places the organism in Eukaryota, Metazoa, Chordata, Actinopteri, Pleuronectiformes, Paralichthyidae.
UACGACUGGCGGCGGAAUGUUUUAGCAGACGGACCACGGACAACUAGCUAGUUAGCCGCCGUUGGAAACAAAACCAGACUCUAGUGAGAGCAAGUAGCAAACCCCGGCUGUAUUCACCUACGUAGCUGAACGUCUGUAGACCAGCUUUGAAGAGGCGAAGAUGGGAGUCCCGAAAUUUUACCGAUGGAUUUCAGAGCGCUAUCCAUGUCUCAGUGAAGUCGUGAAGGAACAUCAGAUCCCAGAGUUUGACAAUCUCUAUCUGGACAUGAAUGGGAUCAUCCACCAGUGUUCACACCCCAACGACGAGGAUGUCCACUUUCGCAUCUCGGAGGAAAAGAUUUUUGCCGACAUCUUCCAUUACCUGGAGGUCCUCUUCAGGAUCAUUAAGCCCUGCAAGGUCUUCUUCAUGGCUGUGGAUGGUGUGGCGCCGAGAGCAAAGAUGAACCAGCAGAGGGGACGGAGAUUCAGGUCCGCCAAAGAAGCAGAGGACAAGAUAAAAAAAGCCCUGGAUAAAGGAGAGGUCCUUCCCACAGAAGCUCGCUUCGAUUCCAACUGUAUCACUCCAGGCACUGACUUCAUGGCAAGACUUCAGGAGCAGCUGAAAUAUUUUGUACACAACAAAAUCUCCACUGACAAGUUGUGGCAGAAAGUCAGAGUGUACCUGUCUGGCCAUGAGACACCAGGGGAAGGAGAACACAAGAUCAUGGAGUUCAUUCGCUCUGAGAACACAAGGCCGGGUCACGACCCCAACACCCGACACUGCCUAUACGGCCUGGAUGCUGACCUGAUAAUGUUGGGUUUAACCAGCCACGAGCCAAACUUCUCCCUGCUAAGAGAAGAGGUCCGCUUCGGAGGAAAGAAAUCCCAGAAAAGGAUAACGGCUCCAGAGGAGACAACUUUUCACUUACUUCAUUUGUCUCUGAUGAGGGAGUACAUCGACUAUGAGUUCUCUGGGCUCAGGAAUCAGAUUGGUUCUGAUUAUGACUUGGAGCGAAUAAUAGACGACUGGAUUCUAAUGGGCUUCCUUGUGGGAAAUGAUUUCAUCCCUCACCUCCCUCAUCUCCACAUUAAUCAUGAUGCUUUGCCUUUGUUGUACAAGACCUACAUCAGUGUACUACCCAGCUUAGGAGGUUAUCUGAAUGAGAACGGUCAUCUGAACCUCAGAACAUUUGAGAAAUACCUGGAAAAGUUGGCUGAGUUUGACCGGGAACAUUUUAGCGAUGUGUUUGUGGACUUGAAGUGGUUUGAGAGUAAAGUUGGUAACAAGUAUUUGAACGAGGCUGCUGGACUUGCAGCAGAGAAGGAAGCUGCUUGCAAAAACACAAAAAAGACAGAGGAAUCUUCUGUCAGUCUGGCAACUCUGACCUCAUCAGACGGAGCGGCUAGAGAACGAAAGGUAAAGACGGCAGAAGAUGACGAUGAGGAGGACGAUAUGUUUGAAACUGAAUUCAGACAAUACAAACGCACCUACUACAUGACUAAGAUGGGAGUGGAUGUGGUGUCUGAUGAGUUUCUUGCCAAUCAGGCCAAGUGUUAUGUAGAAGGCAUCCAGUGGAUUCUACACUACUAUUACCACGGGGUUCAGUCCUGGAGCUGGUACUACCCCUACCACUAUGCCCCCUUCCUGUCUGACAUCAGGAAUAUAUCUGGGUUAAAACUGACCUUCGACAUAGGGAAACCCUUCAUGCCCUUCCAGCAGCUUUUGGCCGUCCUGCCUGCUGCCAGUAUGGAGCUGCUGCCUGCGUGUUACAGGCAACUGAUGACCAGUGAAAGUUCGCCCAUUAUUGAGUACUACCCACUUGACUUUAAAACGGACCUCAACGGCAAGCAGCAAGAGUGGGAGGCUGUGGUGCUCAUCCCUUUCAUAGAUGAGAGGUGUUUACUAGCAGCCAUGGAACCCUGCAAUCACAGGCUGACUAAAGAGGAGAAAGCCAGGAACUGCCACACAGAGUGCGCAGUCUACUCAUAUGACAAAGAGAUAGACUGCACGUACACCUCCCCCCUUCCUCAGCUGUUCCCCGAUAUCAUCCACUGCCACUCCAGGGUAGAACACAUCCCCAUGGACGCCUGGCAAGUGCCUUUGGACCAUGUCAGCAGGCGACUGGAUCGCUCGUCUCUGUACUUCUGUGGCUUCCCAACUCUGCAACACAUCAAACACAAGUUCUUUAAGAAGAAGAGCGGUGUGGUCGUGUUCCAGCAGAGCAGCAGAGGGGAGAACAUGAUGCUCCAGAUUCUUCCCAGUGAGGAAGGAGAAACGAUAUGUGAUGAUGCUUCUGUGCAAGUACUGGGGAAGUCUGUGUUCGUGAACUGGCCCCAUCUAGAAGAAGCUCGCAUCAUUGCAGUGUCAGAUGGAGACACAAAGUUUUGUCUGGAGGAACCUCCAAGUGUACAGAGAGUGUAUGACCGCUCCUCCACUCCCCCUCCCACCAAAGUCAUCUGUCUGUCAGACAAGGAGCAGAAGGAUUGGGUGAAAGAUGUUCAGGGAAUCACUGAAUAUUUCUUGAGAAGAAAAGGCAUCAUGGUGAACGACACAUCGGUGGUUUUGUACGGCCAGUUGCUGACAGGAAGGAAGUAUGUCCCCAAAGCCAACGGAGUUGUGGAACUAGAGAAGCAGUGGGCCAAACAAGUUCUCCCUUUCGCCUACCAGACCGUGGUUAAGGACAUCAAGGCCUUUUACUCGUCUCUGACUUGUUUUAAGAGCUUGGAUGAGCUCUUCCCUCAAGCAACGACUGUCUUCAUGGUGGGGAACCCGUACUACGGUAACACAGGGGAGGUUCAAGAUUCCAGUGACGUCAUUAAAGACGGUCGAGUCCGUGUUGUCUUCAACGUGCCACAUGAGCCACAGCUUGAGCCUUUGAUCCAGAAUCAGCAUAAAUACUGUGUGAAAUACAGUCCUGGAUAUGUUCUGGCAUCUCAUCUCGGCAUCACCAGCUACCUCGUGUCCCGCUUCUCAGGAAGCAUCUUUAUUGGUAGAGGCUCUAAGAAGAAUCCUUGUGGGGAGCAAAAAGCCAACGUUGGCUUGAACCUGAAAUUCAACAAGAAGAACGAGGAGGUUCCUGGAUACACCAAGAGAACCGAAAAGGAGUGGCUCUACUCUGUUGCUGUGGAGGAACUGCUAGCUGAAUACUUGGACAGAUUUUCUGAGGUUUUCAACACAGUGUCCAGAAACAGUCAUGAUGAUGUUUUCUAUGAAGACGACGUCUGGCCUGGAGCAGACCAGAAUGGGGCCGAGAGAGUGGCUGAAAUCACUUCGUGGUUGAAAAGUCACCCAGUCAGCUCCAUCAGCAGGGCGUCAUGUGAUCUACAGGUGCUCGACUCAGCAAUCGUGGAAAGGAUCGAGGAUGCAGUUGAGAAAACUAAGGUGAAGAAGAGCACUAGGAAAGUCCGUGUGACUGUUAAACCUCAUCUACUCUUCAGGCCUUUGGAGCAGCAGCAAGGUGUGGUUCCAGACCCAGACGCAGAAUAUCGCCUGUUUGACAGAGUCGUCAACAUCCGGGAGAGCUUCACUGUCCCACUGGGGCUCAGAGGAACUGUCAUCGGUAUUCAAGGAGCGGACCGUGAGGCAGAGGUUCUCUAUGAAGUGCUGUUUGAUGAAGAGUUUGUUGGUGGUCUAAACAUCAGGUGUACAUCACCUCGCGGUUACCGUCUCCCUCCCUGCGCUCUCAUCAAUCUUUCCCACGGUGCCCGAGUGGAUCACACCUCCCACAAACUCACCGCCAUCGUCAAACCUCAGCCCGCAUCUGGCGGUAACUUCCACUCACACAGGCAGAUGACCGGCCUCAACCAUUCGCCAAGGUCACCCUUUAUGCCCACACAGCAUAACAACAAACACAGUGUGGGGAAGGCAGCCUCCCAGGGCAACAGAAACUCCCCCUCUAGAGGUCCCAUCCAGAAACAACAGGGCAGAAAUAAAGAGGAGUACGGAAAUGUGUGGCAGUCAAUGCAGAGCAUGGGCCCUCCGAAUAAACCUCCUGCUCACUGGCAGAAUCAUGAAGGACACACCCAACAGGGGAAGAACCUGCACACAACCCCCAACAAAGCUGCCCCAGUUGGUGGCAUAAGACUGUUGAAGAAAAAUGAAGACCCUGACUUCCUUCUCCCUGCACAGAACACAGGCAAUAAGACUUCGACUGAGUUUGAGGAUCUCAUCGCGAGUCUAAAGAUCUCUGCUGGUAAUCAGCAGACCCCACCUCCUCCUGCUCUUCCACAAGCACCCACCACCCAGUCAGAUGGCCCACUGUCUCCACAGUCUUUCGCCAUGAAAGGAACACUGGUCCUGAAGGAGAUGCUGAAGAUUGAUUCCGGCACAGGAAGCCCCCCUUUCCAGGACUCUGCUCACACAGCCCCCUCUGGAGGCCAGCAGCAGAACAGAAGACGAUCAUCCAAGAAACUAGCUGCAAAGAUGAAUUCCCCCCAUGGUGACACAGCUUCUCCUGCAUCGGCUGCCUCCACCAACCUCUCCAACACUGUGCUGAACAGUAAGGUGUCAGAGCUGGCAUGUGUCUGUGUGGGGUUAGGCAUGGCACCACCCGAUUUCAGCUUUAUAUGCAACAGACAGGGUCUGGUCGUGUGUCAGGUGAAACUAUCCAAUGGACUGAUGGUUCACGGUCCACAGUGCCAGUCUGAAAAUGAUGCCAAGGAGAAAGCUGCCUUUUUUGCCCUCCAAAGACUGAACUCAGUGGGAUCGGGCUUCCCACUCCCACCUGCUCUGUAUCCAGGAGUGGGUCAGAUACGACCUCCACCCAUGGGACCCAUGACCCGGGUCUUUAACCAGCAAGGGGGUAUACUGUUGCCCCCGCAGGGUUAUGGUCCUGGCCCUAUGUGGGGAAUGGCGCUGCCUCCGCACCACCAGAAUCAACAGUUUUAUGGACCCCCAGGAACCUUCCCUGGUGCCGCCCGCCCCCAGCAUGCACCAACAACCCUGCCCAUCGGCUCACACAACCAGUUCAUCCCGCUACAAGUGACCAAGAAGCGGGUCUCAGCCAACAAGAAGAACCAGGAAACUCGAGAGUUUUACAGCGCCGCACAUACCGUGGCCAGGAACCAAUCACAGAAGGUCCAUAACCAGCCCUCCGGCCAGUUGCAAUUUCAAAGUGAACCACAGAGCGGUCAGGUCAACCAGACGCACCAACAUGCUGCCAACAGCAACCCCACUUUGUCCACUACCAGUCUAGCAGAUGGUGUUUCCACGACAACCCCGCACACACCCCCGAGGCAAAACACGCCAGCAACAGGUCACACCCCUGGCUCCGCCUCCAAGAGGAAGCACAGGAAGCUGGCUGUCAACUUCGAGGCGGCUAAAGUGUCAGAGUGAUGAGCGGGGGUGUGUAUGUGUAGUGUUUUUAAGUUGCUGGUUCAAAGCCUGACUCAGCAUCUCAGUAAGAACGUUUCUUUUCACUCAACAUUUUAACGUAAAAGCAGCUUCAGUUUAAACGGAGGGACAGAUCCAACUUUGACUGACAUUUGUUGAGCCAUAUUACUCCCACUUUUACUGCCGUCUUUUUCUUUUCUUUCCUUUAGUCUUUCAUAAAAAUGAUUUUGUGGAUCUGAAUCAGAACACGAGUUCUCUUCUCAGUAUAUUUAAAGGAAAAAUGAUUUAUUACAGCUUCUAUUUUUGUAGCUCCUAUUUAGGAAACUUUUAGGAUCACGACAAAAUGGCAGCUACAAUGAAAAGCAAAUACAAGCACUGGUUGUAAACAACAGGCGACCAGUACCAUUACAUAAACAAUGUUAACAUCCAAAGCUGCUGAUGUGGGAAUUAAUAGCGUCACCAUUCGUUUUCUCCCCCAAAUACAUCAAGGUUUCAGAAACCCAUUAAUUAUCUUGCCUUGUUUGACAGUGUCAGCAGGUUUGAUGAGUGCAGUGUUACCAUUGUGGAUUCUUCAGACUCCUAAUGUUCACUGGCUCAUUGAGCUCAGCCUGGUUAAACCUUUCAGCAGUAAUGAAGAUCUAGUGAACACUGCCUUAAAGGUGCCUCAUUUUUAUUAAAUAUGCAUUUUAGGGGGAAAAACUGUUGAAUCCCAAAACUCAACAUCAGAAUUGAGCAAUUAGAAGAUGUAUAAUCUUAGACCUAUAUUCAAUAUUUCUGUUUUGACAUAACUACAUUUUGACUGAAUGUGGCUUAUCCUGUACAGCCUCCCCACAUUUCACUCUCCAUCUUCAAAUUGUUGCGAUGUGCAGUUGAUUUAAGGACCUUAUGACCCCGUUCAGACCUGGUAUUGACAUCCAUCCUGUGUGAUCCGAUCACAAGUGGUCAGCUCUAAGUUCAGGUCUGAACUCACCCUGAUCUGUCCUGAGAUGCAGUUCCAAAAAACUAAUUAGGUGGUGAUCUGAUGUGGCCACAUUUCUUUUGUGUGAACACAAGCGCGUCCUGGGCCUCAUUUAAAGGACCGCCCACUCAGCUGACGUCUUCUGACCCGCUACAGUUGAAAUGAAUUUUUUUGUUUGUAGCCAGUGCCACAAUAUCACUACUGACCACCACAUAAUGACUUUUGUUAAAUUGAUUGUUAAAUCUUUGCUCUUAGCUGCGCAAAUUCAUUCAUCCAGCCCCUCCGGACUCCUCUCUGGUUUAUUUACACAUAGAGCAGGAUGUGAAGGCAGAUCACACGUGGCCACAGGAGACACAUUUUAAUACCAGGUCUGAACAGGGCAUGUGUCAACACACACUGAGAACACGCAUCUGAAUGCUGAUUUGUUGGGAUCCAUCAUGCUCCGGGUCACACUGUGUCCGUGAUGCUUUGGAAACGCUCUUGGAUCAAAUUUAGAUCUUGGUUCUCAGGGACCUGUAGUCGUGACAGACGCUCUCUUCGUACUCCAGCCUCAGAUUUGCACUGCAGCGAUCUCUCUCUGAGUACCGGUGGAUAUUUGCAUGUUUGUAUGUUUAGAGAACUGUGUUUGGGCCUUGUUUUGUUUAGGGAGUGUUGAGCAGAGAAAUCAUCCGUCUGUCACGGCUACACUUGUACAUAGCGCUCACACUUAAUGAACCAUUAAAGCCAUUUGUAUAAAAACAGGCGACAUUGAUUAUGUUUUUCCAAUGUUACCCGUUUAAUUCUGACAGACAGUGCAGAGUCACUGCAGAGCUGUUUAACAAUAGCAGAGUCUGACUCACCUUCCUUAGCGAGACAUAAAAUCUCCAGAGGAAUUUUUAUUUCCAUUUUAUUUCUAUGAGGUGGACCCUGCGAAGUCCUUGAGUUUUAUCGUUGCAGUCUAUAAAAUCAUUUUAACCUGAAAAAAAGCUACUUCAUACAAAACCAAUCUUUCUCUUUUUAACUGAAGUGUCCAGAGAUUGUGGCUGAUUUUACACAGGUGGAAUUGUUUUGUCCAUUUUCUUGCUUCCACUCAGAAAAGGUAACAGAGUAAAUGUGACUGUUCACAAAAAUGUUUUUCAAUACUCUUGACAUUUUAAAUAAAAAUACAAACACUUGAGCCAAAAUCUUUUGAUUGUGUCAAGAUUCCUGACGUGUGACAGAUGUUACAUUAUGAAAAAUCGUUUGUGUGUCAAACAUUUUCGUUUCAAUCUGAUACUUUUGUCGUUGUGGUUUUCUGAGUAAAUCUUCAACUGGCAGAAAAAGUCACAAUUGACAUUAAGAGAAAGCAUUUAAUACUAAAAGUUUGAAAAUAGGUUCUUUUAUAUUUGUGUAAAUGAAGCCAAACAGCAUUGUAACUCCUGUCCAUAACAGGUACUGAUGGGUUUGUUCUCACUAAAUUCUAAAAUCUCUUGAGAUGCUAAUCUGAAUUACAUUUUCAGUUUAUGUUCAAUAUAAAAUUUCUCUUUUAAUGACCUUUUUUUUUUCUUUUGCAAGCUAUUGAUUUUAUGGAUACACUUUUUUUUUUAUAGACAUCGUCGGGUCUUUUCUAAGCGAUCUGAGAAAUUCUUCUUUCAGUGUUUGUGGUGCAGCCACGGUGAUGGAGGCAGCUGAAACCAUCACUAAUAUUUACUUUGUCCUCGUUUUGAGGGUUGCAGAUGUGUAGGACAUUUUGUGCAUAAUUUUUCUGUUCAGGCUGAUGUCUAUCUUAAUGCCAACCCUGGGACUCAAGUCUAAAAGGCUCUGGUGCAAUAAGAGGAUAUUUUAAAAUGUUUUGCAGAUUGAAGCACACCUGUUGUAUAUCUGUAUUCUUCCUUUUUUUGGAAACUAAUCGAAGAUUUCUCAGUUUUAGAAGAAAAUGACCUUAUGUUUUGAUCCAGGAAUGUGCUGUACAUAUCCAUUUAAUAAAGUGAAUCUUGUUAAAA